Solenopsis invicta (red fire ant) is the source of this 828-nucleotide messenger RNA. Its product is annotated as ecdysteroid-regulated 16 kDa protein. The coding region runs from base 213 to 680 and encodes 155 amino acids. Gene Ontology annotation, biological process: sterol transport. Gene Ontology annotation, molecular function: sterol binding. The transcript is spliced from 4 exons. NCBI's taxonomy places the organism in Eukaryota, Metazoa, Arthropoda, Insecta, Hymenoptera, Formicidae. The record is from RefSeq and is a predicted model, not a curated record.
GUUAUUAAAAAUUUAAUAACAUUUUUCAAUACAUGUGGAUGAGAAACCAAGAGAUACCUAGCCAUUUGUCAAACCAUUUGUAACAACAAUAGUCUAUCAUUAGAGUAAUAACCUAAAUUACGUAUUCAUGUUAGAUAAGCGGGUAUUAUAAAUUUAGGUGCAAAGAUCUUACAUGACAUGGUUAAUAUCUGCAUGAAGAUCGUGGAAGAAACAUGACGCGAAUCAGUGUCUUUCCGUUAUUAAUAUGUGUUCUGUGCGGCAUAACAUCCUCCUUUGCUUUCGUUUUGGAGGAUUGUGGUUCGGAGAUAGGCAAGUUGACGGAACUUUCAAUUUCAUCCUGCCCCGAUAUGUCUGUUGAGAAAUGCAUAUAUACUCGUGGUUCCAAAGUAGAUAUAGUCGUCAAAUUUUUAACAAGCAAAGAUGUCUCGGAAGUUACAGUAAAAGCAUUUGCUGUGAUGCUGGACGUGCUUAUACCCCUUCCUAUAGAAAAACCUAACAUAUGCAAUGAUCCGAAAGGUGGGCUUAGUUGUCCGAUAAAGAAAGAUCAGGAGGUUCAGUACAAAACUUCAUUAACUGUGGAGAAGAAAAUUCCUCCGGUGAGUGUUGACCUUGUGUGGGAAUUUAGAAAUGAGAAUGACGAAAAGAUUCUGUGCCAAAAAUUCCCGUUGAAAAUUGUAUAAAAAUGUGGAUUGAAUAAAAAUGUUAGUUUCUAAAUAAUAAACUUUGUUACACUUUUAACACACAUGUCGAUGCAAACUUCAUUGAUUAAAAAUGUAACAAUAAAAAUAAACAUUAAAAUAAUAAAUAAUUGAAAAAUAUUCUUAAAAA